CAUGUAUAUCGCAAUCACAAGAUUGUCAGAGCAUAAAACGCAGUGCAAGUCAGGUCCAACUCCAUACUCACUCCCACUUUGCGCUCCAUUUGAAAUCCACCUGUUGACUCCAACGGGGCAGUGCACGCAAAUUGGUACCGCAGCUGCCAGACUCAGUGACGGAAGUGGUGCCAGUCCGGGUCAUAAUCACGCCCAUAUAAGAUCAGAACGUGUUCCAUAUCCACGGUCAAGCGCCCCUACUAUUAUCCUUAUCUACCCCCGCAUCACGCCCGCGCUCUAUCUCGCACACCACCACCAUCUCGUUCUCACAAAUAUUAACCAGCGACUGACUACCCAUCCACCACAAGUGGUUGUCCUCCGCUCAUACUCUCACAACAACUAUCCGAUAACUAACCCCCAACCCAUCGCCAGACGAUGUCUCAAUACCCCUUCCCAUCAUCCCCCUACGCCCAGCAGCAGCCUGUUGUCUACACAUCUUCUUCUCACUCACAGCACGGUCAUGGGGGUUAUAACUACGGGACGCCCCUGAGGCGGGCAUCUUCUGCUGGACCUGGCUACGCAACUAGCGCACAAUAUGGCUACCCCAAUGUAGUCGCCGCGCCGCAGACUGCUCAAUACCUGUCCAUCCCUGACUCGCACCACCGCAGCAGGAGCCACAGCAGACACCGUAGCCAUAGCAGACCCAGGCACAGUAGCCAUAGCCGUCACGGGGGAUACAGUACAACUACCACCUACCCAGUCACGUAUGCGACAACUGCCCAGGCUCCUAUUUACAUCCAACCUAGCACAGGACAUCGCAGUCACUCAACGUCGCGCAGGCACUCUUCGCACUCGCGCCCCUCCUAUUCUUAUGCAAGCAAUGGUGACUACUACAGAGGUCGGACGCCGUCACUCGGUGACCGCUUUAUGAAUUUAUUUGGAGGGAAGUCAUCAAACUCGUACUACAAUUCCUACGGAAAUCAGGGGCACGGGGGCCACACCUCUUAUGGCGGUAUGAGAGAUGAAAGAAGACAUAGCAACAGGAAACACAGUGGCUACGUGGACGAACACGGAAGAGAAGUAGAUCAUCGUGGAAGGCCGAUCCAUCGCUAUUAAAUCAGGUAGCUGUACUUACAUCUAGUUUAUGUAGUGAAAGAGAAGGACCGCGUUACCUGACUCAUCUAUGCACGCAUACUCAAAGAAUGACGCUCUGUACAUUAAGUACUGGUUUUUGUGUACAAUCAAGUCUAACCGUUUGAUCGUCCAAU
Suillus clintonianus is the source of this 1247-nucleotide messenger RNA. RefSeq lists its product as uncharacterized. NCBI's taxonomy places the organism in Eukaryota, Fungi, Basidiomycota, Agaricomycetes, Boletales, Suillaceae. The coding region runs from base 415 to 1095 and encodes 226 amino acids. The transcript has 2 exons. The record is from RefSeq and is a predicted model, not a curated record.